AUAUAAUUUUAAUUUUAAUGAAUGUGUAAAAUAAUAUUGUAAAACUAAAACACGAUCUGAUUGUACCUUAAAUCGUCUAAAUCAAAGUGUAAGUGCGGUUGAACCCUUAAACAAUAACAAAAACCAAAGUUAUAUAAGAUUCGGAGCACAUUGAUUCAGUGAGGGUAUAAUGAAAAUAAACCAGUCCAGUAUAAAGAGAGCAUUCAAUCCUUCCCGACAUAGAAGAUUGACUUACUUAGUAUUAACAGUCUUUCUUUUGGUAGUAUGUUACAUACAAAUCUUACCUGGUGUGAAUCGUGAAUCUAGUAUCCGAGACUUCAACAUCAUAAGAAACCGGAAGUCAUUCGUCCACCCAGUAUAUGAACGGUGGAGUCAGCAACAAGAUUCGAUCCAUGAUCUUGAUUUCAAUACUAAAUGUGAAAAAUACUUUCAAGACUUGUCAUCCUUUCAUCAUGGUGAAUUUACUACUUUCCAAAGUCACGAUUUGGACAUUAUACUGAACAUAUAUAAGAAGAAGAAAUUUAUUCGAGAGCUUGAAAAACAGUGGAAGAAAGAGUUAUCGGCCAAAGGUGAACGAUUUAAUAAGGAAGUGCAUAGUGUUGAGAUAGAAAAAGUAUAUAAUGACAGAAGCUAUGCGUUAUCUGGAGAAGAGGCAAAGAUUGUUGAAGCUUUUAGUCACAUGAGAAUAUGGGGGAAAUGUUUUGUGGAAAGUGAUAUAAUAAAUUCAAACUACAAAUGGGCAGCUGAGUACGAACUGAAAUUGUAUCCCUGGUUAUCAGGUUCCUUGCCCAUGUAUGAGAACUUGAAGGGCCAAAAGCUUCCACCCAAUGAAUUGCCUAUAUAUGAUGAUCAAAAGAAGUUCAAGAAUCCUACUUCAGGGAUUAUACGGAACUUAGUAGAUAAGAGCAAUGGAAAAGGAAUUGUAAUCCCAGUUUUGCCGGAAGAUUUUCUGAAUGUGGGUAGGUUGAUUCGAGUUUUGAGAGUAUUGAAGAAUGAUUUGCCUAUUCAAUUACUAUCAUUGGGACCGAUACCUGAUUUACAAAAGCAGAAGUUUAUAGAUGAAGCUCAAACUAGUCGAACUUAUAUACCAGAUAGUGGUUUGGAAUACUUCAAGAAAUUGUUUAAUAUGGAAAUACAAUUUCCUCCUCAGGAUCUCUGGUUUGUGGAUAUGAGUCCCGCAAUUAAUUAUGAAAAACAUCCAAUUCUAUCUGAAGAUGACAGUUCAAUCCAUGAGCAACUGACAUUAAUUCAUACUUUAAGUACCAUAUUUCAUUCCUUUGAAGAAGCUGUGAUACUUUUACCGUCUGCUAUUCCCACUGUUGAAAUAAGCAAGUUCUUUGACCUUUCUGCUUAUAAAGAUCUGGGACACUUUUUCUUCAAAUUAAUUUCAAGUUAUGAAGAUAAUAGGGUCAAUAAGUUUAAUCCAGGAUUUCAUGAAAUCACAGAGUUAGUUGAAAAUUAUCUAACUCCUUCUAAACUUGAUACUGAAUUCUUUGGUAUCCCAAAACGUGAGCCUAAUGCUGACAUGACGCGUAUCUAUCGUCACAACUUCAGAAAGUUGAUUGAUCCCACUGUAAUGGUAUUAAAUAAAAAGAAAUCAUUGAAUGGAUUGUUAAGUGGACAUAAUUUCCUUCUCCAUAAUUUAUUUUCAUUAAGAUUUCCUCUUGGCAAAGAUCAAAUGAAUUUUGAACAUUUUUGGAUAGGGCAAGAACUAGCUGGACAUGUACCCACAUUUAAUAUCGAGUAUGCGGUUGGUGUUGGUGUUUUGACGCCUAGCAAAAAUAGACCGUUAAAUAUUGUUACGACAGCACAAGAGAUUUGUUCAUCAUCAUGGGGACAAAUUGAUAUUUUCACUGAAGAGCUUAUGUAUGUAACCGCUUUCCAGCUAGACAAUAUUGAUAAGAGCUUUGAUAAAUUCAUGGGAGUAUUAGAAAAGAAAUAUGUUGAAGUGGAUCGACAAAUAGUUUAUAAUGAUGAUGGGACAAAUAAGACCAUCGAGACAAUUGAUAGAAAAUUUUUCAAUACAAAAGUUAAACCUAAUCCGUUUCUCAUUGAGAGUGUUAUGAGAGUGCCAACAAUAUUACAACCAGUUUACAGUCAAGAUAUUGCAUUCCGUGAACCUAAUUUUGGAUGGAUUAGUCAAGAUAAUGGUGGAUCUAACUUCCCGUAUUGGUGUAGUUAUGAUGUUAUUGGGCAUUCAUACAAUGGAUUAAGAGGUAUAGUUAAUAAUAUUAGUACUGACACACUGAUGAAGUAUAAGUAUUUAUUUGAUAUUUGGAGGCAGCCAUUAUAGAAAUGCAUAUAAAAGCACUUUUUUUUUGCAACUUUUUCAUGCGCACAAAAUAUUUCGCUGCUACCGCACAGCUAAAAAUAUUGGACACGUAGACAGCAAAUUCAGAGCCGAUUAAUAAGGUCAUGUUAUAGA
Molecule: messenger RNA, 2425 nt
Organism: Scheffersomyces amazonensis
Lineage: Eukaryota; Fungi; Ascomycota; Pichiomycetes; Serinales; Debaryomycetaceae
Gene: MNT4
Product: Mnt4p
Exons: 1
Coding region: 170-2293 (707 amino acids)
Biological process (GO): protein O-linked glycosylation
Cellular component (GO): Golgi apparatus
Molecular function (GO): alpha-1,3-mannosyltransferase activity
Source: RefSeq, a predicted model, not a curated record